Drosophila montana is the source of this 2044-nucleotide messenger RNA. RefSeq names its product Hexosaminidase 2 (gene Hexo2). Gene Ontology annotation, biological process: carbohydrate metabolic process; protein deglycosylation; glycosaminoglycan metabolic process. Bases 148 to 1983 code for a protein of 611 amino acids. Gene Ontology annotation, cellular component: lysosome; plasma membrane. NCBI's taxonomy places the organism in Eukaryota, Metazoa, Arthropoda, Insecta, Diptera, Drosophilidae. The record is from RefSeq and is a predicted model, not a curated record. Gene Ontology annotation, molecular function: beta-N-acetylglucosaminidase activity. The transcript has 3 exons.
CCAUUUGCAUGUGUGGUUUGUUGUCGCUGGCGCUGCAUGUUUAAUUCGCAGAAUUUGCAUUAGGCUCUUUUUUUUUCGUAACCUAAUCCUGUCUUGGUUCGAUUUUUACUUCAGCAGUUAUCGAUAAGCGGUUGCGAAACGCACAACAUGCUUUUUAACCGUUACACACGCUAUUAUCUGGCGCUUUUACUCUGCGCAGCAGUCGCAGUCGCCGAUGACAGCAGCGAGGAAAGCAGAAGCACCAUCCCAAGCAAAUGGCUCUGCGACUCAACAGAUCUUUGCCUCCCAGAGGAGGAACUAAUGCCGGGAUUAGGUAACAUACAGCCACCGCAUCGAUAUGAGAGCCAGCGGGAUUGUCGCCUGUCUUGCGGCAAAUAUGGAGCUAUUUGGCCGAUGCCCACCGGCGAGUGCAGCCUGUCGCACGACCGCGUGCACUUUGAUCCAUGGAAGGUGCGCUUCAAUGUGGUGGCGCCCAAUGCCGUAACAACGCAGUUUCUGCGCGAGACGAAUCGCUUGUUUGUGAGCAACUUGCUCAAGGAGUGCACCCGCAACUGCACGCUGGGCAACAGCAAGGAGGUGCUGGUGAAGGCGACGGUGAACGACAGCAGCUUGGUGCUGGACUGGAGCACAGACGAGAGCUACAUGAUGGUGGUGCGUACCACAGACACCGCCAGCUUUGUGGACAUCAAGGCGACGACAGUGUACGGAGCACGCUUCGCCUUCGAAACGCUCAGCAAUCUGGUGACGGGCAGUCUAUCCAAUGGCCUGCUAUUGGUGAGCGCUGCUCGGGUGCAUGACCGGCCGGUUUAUCCACAUCGAGGCCUGCUGCUGGACACGGCACGAAACUUUCUGCCUUUGCGCUAUUUGCGCAGCACGCUGGAUGCGAUGGCUGCCUCCAAGAUGAAUGUGCUGCACUGGCAUGUGGUGGAUACGCACAGUUUUCCGCUGGAAAUCACACGAGUGCCGGAAAUGCAACGCUACGGGGCAUACUCGAAUGCCCAGACCUACUCCCGCAUCGAUGCCGUCAAUCUGGUGAAGUACGCCCGCCUGCGUGGCAUUCGAAUUAUGCUGGAGAUCGACGGACCCUCGCAUGCGGGCAAUGGCUGGCAAUGGGGCCCAGCGGCCGGUCUGGGCAACAUGUCCGUCUGCCUUAAUCAAGCGCCCUGGCGCAACUACUGCGUCCAGCCGCCAUGUGGUCAGCUGAAUCCGCUCAACGAUCACAUGUAUGCGGUGCUUAAGGAGAUACUCGAGGAUGUUGCCGAGCUGGGCGCACCCGAAGAGACCAUACACAUGGGUGGCGAUGAGGUGUACAUACCCUGCUGGAACAGAACCGAGGAGAUAACCAACCAAAUGAAGGCGCGGGGCAACGAUCUGAGCGAGGCCAGCUUUUUGCGGCUCUGGUCACAGUUCCAUCAGCGCAACUUGAACGCGUGGGACAACAUAAAUCAGCGCAUGUAUCCCAGUGUCAGGGAGCCAAAGCCAGUGAUACUGUGGUCCAGCCGCCUGACCGAUCCCGAGACAAUCGAACAGCUGCUGCCCAAGGAGCGUUUUAUUAUACAGACCUGGGUCAACGCUCAAGACCCCCUCAACCGGAACUUGUUGCAACGCGGCUAUCGCCUGCUGAUCUCCACCAAAGAUGCCUGGUAUUUGGAUCAUGGUUUCUGGGGCAGCACCAGUUACUACAACUGGCGCAAGGUUUACGACAAUGCGCUGCCGCUUGAUCUGCGUCAGGGCCAGGAGCGCCAGGUGUUGGGUGGCGAGGUGUGCAUGUGGAGCGAGUAUGUGGAUCAGAAUUCUCUGGAGGCUCGCAUCUGGCCGAGAGCGGGAGCGGCUGCCGAGCGUCUAUGGGCCAAUCCCAAAUCGUCGGCCAAUUUGGCUCAGCGUCGAUUCUAUCGCUAUCGGGAACGACUUAUCGCACGCGGCAUCCAUCCGGAUGCUGUGGUGCCCCACUGGUGUGUCCUUCACGAAGGACAAUGUCUCUAAACAAGUCGCCUUCUGUUCAAUUGUUAUUUGUACCAUAAUAAACACACAUAUACAUGUUCAA